AUGGCUCAACGUUCAGGUCAGCGAGAGCGUGAAGAGCGUGAGAAGGAACGAAAGCGACGAGAAGAAGAGCCAAUGCGACAGCGUGAACGCGAGGAGCGCGAAAAGGAAAGGCUGAAGCAAAGGGAAGAGAAGGAAGGCUUGAUGCAGACCAGUUCUUUGGCAGAGAUGAAUUUGCUGAAGCUGCCAGAUCAAGAGAGACGAGAGCGACAGGCAGAGAAGGAGCUGGAGCUCAUCAAGAGACACUACCUGGGCAUGAAGGAGAACAAGAAGAAGAUGCAGAAGCCUUCCGAGAAGUUCAGAAAUAUCUUCAACUUCGAGUGGAAUGCAGAUGACGACACCAUGCGAGGUGACAACAAUCCGCUGUACACCAAACGUCUGGAGCCACAGCUCCUUUUCGGCCGGGGAUACAGAGCCGGCAUUGACGUACGCGAACAGCGCAAGAACAACAGUUUCUAUGAAGAGCUGAUCGCGAAGCGUGCAGAGUAUUCCGGCGAGGACGUGUCAGCUUUCGUCCAGCCCUCCAAGGAGCCGUUGUCCUUCAAACAACGAGAUAUCGAGGAUAAGGAUAUCAACAAGACCCACUGGACUGAGAAGCCUGUGGCAGACAUGACCACCCGCGACUGGCGAAUCUUUCGGGAGGAUUUCCAGAUCUUCAUCCGUGGCGGUCGCGUGCCAGUGCCCAUGCGCGUGUGGUCAGAGGGUCCAUUGCCAUGGGAGCUGUUGGAAGCCAUCCACAAGGUUGGUUAUGCGAGGCCUACCCCUAUCCAGAUGCAGGCCAUCCCCAUCGCUUGCCAAUGUCGCGAUCUCAUUGCGGUCGCCGAGACUGGCAGCGGCAAGACUGCAGCAUAUGUGCUGCCAAUGUUAUCCUAUGUGAAGAAGCUGCCCAAGCUGGAUGACACUUCGGCACAGGAUGGACCCUAUGGAAUCAUCCUGGCGCCAAGUCGAGAACUGGUGAUUCAGAUUGAAGAGGAGGCGCGAAAGUUCGCCGCCUUCUGCGACUGCCGCAUGGUCAGUGUGGUGGGCGGUCGAGAUGCCGAACAGCAGGCCUUUACGCUGCGACAGGGUGUAGAAAUUUGUAUGGCUACGCCCGGUCGUCUGUGUGAUUCCUUGGACAAGAGGCACACGGUCCUCAAUCAGUGCACCUAUGUGGUCAUCGAUGAGGCAGACAAGAUGGUGGACCUUGGUUUCGAGGACUACGUGAGACGGGUCUUGUUGGCCAUUCCAGCCAGCAACAUGAAGGCAGACAACGAGGCUGACGCUGAGAAGCAGGAAAAGGCACAAGAUGCCGCCGUCUUCGUUGGAAAACCAAUCGAGGAGUUUAAGGCAGAGAUUCAGGAGCCAAUCCAAGUGAAUGAGCAGAAUGAGCAGAAGCAGGUCCAGGAGCCUGAACUCCCGGGAGUUGUGGAGGUCGUGGAGGUCGAUGAUCGCCUCCCCGUAUUGGACCUGCCAGAUGGCGAUGCGUGUGGCCUACAGAUCUUUGAACUUCUGGGAAGAGGUGUCAGCGGCUGCCGCGUCCAUCGCUGUCACGAGGGCGAUCGGAUCAUGGCUGGCAAGAUCUUGCCGCUGGGGCCAGCCACCUUCCCCGAUAUGGUGGAGGAUUGGGAGAAUGAAGUGGCUGUUUUCAAAGCCGCCGGAGAGCAUCCGGCGUUGGUAUCGUUUUUUGGUGCUUGGAGCACUAAACGCUUCAUCUUGGACAAGCAGCAGCUCAAGGCCUAUGUCUUAGGCAUCGAGUUGUGUGACACGAAUCUGGAAGAUGUACUGCAAAAGCGCAAGGAAAUGCAGAAGCCCCUGGAGCAAUCCGAGAUGCUGUGUAUUCUGAAGCAGGUCUCCAAGGCUUUGGCGCAUCUUCACCAACGCCGAGUCAUGCACCGAGACCUCAAAGCAGGCAACGUUUUCUUGUGCAAAUCCGGCGACAAGGUCGAUUUGGUGCUCACUGAAGCGGUCGCAAAGUUGGGAGACUUCGGUGUGGCCAAGGUGUGCAGUCGAGCGCAAACCCCCGUGCAGACGCCGCACUUCAUGGCACCGGAAGUGGCAAAGCAGAGCGAGUAUGGUCCUGCUGCCGACAUUUGGGCCUUCGGAUGCUUGAUGCUGCAAAUGAUGCAGCUUAGCCUACCUCAUGGCGAGGACCUGACUUUGCCACAGCUUGAAGAGGCCCUACUGGCCGGCACUCCACAUUUCGCGGGGCGGGAGGAAGCUUUGGAGCGCAGCCCUAAAGUGGUGGCAGUGAUGGACCGAUGCCUUCAAAAGGAUCCAGCAGCUCGACCCACAGCAGAGCAAGUGUCCCAAGAGCUGGAAGAGGAGGAUUCCAAAUCUGCCAAGAAGAAAUACCGAAUUACGCAGAUGUACAGCGCCACGAUGCCUCCGGCCAUCGAACGAAUGGCACGCAGCUUCCUUCGGUGUCCUGCUAUCAUCAACGUGGGUGAUCCAGGGCAGGCCAAGAAGGACAUUGAGCAGAACUUGGAGUUCAUUGGUGAGGCCAAGAAAAAGAAGCGCUUGGAAGAGAUGUUGGUGGGUGCGGAGCCGCCCAUUAUUGUCUUUGUGAACCAAAAGAAGGCCGUGGAUGUGCUGUCCAAGUCCUUAGACAACAACGGCUAUCGCGUUUGCUCCAUCCACGGUGGAAAGAGCCAGGAGCAGCGCGAAUGGGCAAUGAACUCCUUCAAGGAGGGCAGGUACGACAUUCUGGUGGCGACCGACGUGGCCGGUCGUGGUUUGGAUAUCGAGGGCGUGCAGCGUGUCAUCAACUUCGAUAUGCCAAAGACCAUCGAGGACUACACGCACCGCAUUGGACGAACUGGCCGAGCGGGUCUGAAGGGUUCUUGUCUCAGCUUGGAGUCACAAUCACUAUACCAAAACUGCGUGAAAGUGACCAGGAGAUUGCCAUUUUGA
Cladocopium goreaui is the source of this 2886-nucleotide messenger RNA. NCBI's taxonomy places the organism in Eukaryota, Dinophyceae, Suessiales, Symbiodiniaceae. The record is from the annotation of a GenBank genome assembly.